AUGGGAACUGGCGCAUCUGCGAUCAACUCCUGCCAUUCACGGCUGUACCAAGAGGGCUACAAGUCCCUUCUGGAGGGACGCUACACGUACGCCGAGAUUUACUACGAUCAGGCUAUUGAAAAGCACGAGGGACAUUAUUUUUGGACCAGCCUGGGUGGGCUUAUUGAUUGGGAACGACGGCGAAAACACACGUUGGGGCAGAAUAAGUCGGACACCAAGCAGCGGAAGGAGCUACCCCAGGACGAGGUGACGGAGGAGGGCGCUUAUCCAGAGGUGGUAAAGAAGGCAGAUGAUGACAAUGAGCUUGACGUGGAGAUGGAGGAGGCGGGCGCGAGCGAGCCUAGAGGAAUUGAAAUUCCUCUCGACAGCCGGCUUGAGGCCAUCUUGGAGUACAUUCAGCUGCGUUCCGAUAUUGUGGACUCUUAUUUGAUGGCCUCCCGCUAUGAGGAGGCAGCAGCGCACCUGGACGUUAUUAUCUCCCAUACCCGCGUCUUUGUGCAGUUUCUUCGCUACGCCCGCGAGACUGAAGUGGAGGUGAGCAGUGAAGAUAACACCACAAACAAUCCGCUGGAGAUGGGUGCCGGGGUUGGAGGUGCUGCUAAUGGGGGUGGAGAAAACAUUCGCUUACGCCUAAACGCGUUGAUAGGGAACGACCUCGAGCGGGAAUCUAUACUUGACUGUCUUGAGCAGUACCUGCGUCUACACUGGGCCUCAGCCAUGGCAAACAGCGUCUACGCCUCCUCCGAACGGUUUAAGGAGGGGAAGGGCGAGAAGAAACGCAAGAAGGACCUUGACGCCGCCGUGUUGGCGUGCUCAAAGGUCCACCAGGAGUUGUACAACGUUGCCCUGCGCCGUGCAAAGAGCCUGACAAACACUGUUGUGUUGAACUUUAUUGAGGCGGCUAUGGAAGACAUGGAUGCCGAAUCCACCACGACGUCCAUUACAAGUGAGAACUACACCAACUCGAAAGGCAAGCCCCGCGUCAAUACUUUUUUUGAUAACUCUGAUAAUAAGCAAAUUCAGAAUAAGAACAACGGCAUUCUAGACCUUGUGAUGAAAAGGGGAGAGGAGUGUCCCAUCAAGGUGAGCCUGCAAAAGAUGCAUGAACGACGCUCACUUUGCCGUGAGGUACCUGCGCCACAACAAGCAUCUACGCUACGGUAUAUUAGCUGGAUUGAUGAUGAUAUUCGUCGCGUUGUGCCUAGCACAAACUACCACCUUGAGAUUCAGUGUGGCAUGGUGGAUGAAAAGCAGAAGAAGCAGCUGCAAAAGCGUUCCUUGAAGUUUGUCGCUCAGAAGCACUGCAACUACAACGAUCGCGUCCUGCUGGGGAAGAGCUUCGACGAGGAGAACGCGCUGCUCCUUUUUCCUGUCUUCCUCAUUCAGGCGGACGUGCAGUUUCAGCUUGGAGCCGCCACCAAGGGCAUUAAGAACCUCGAGCUUGUUGAGAAGCUCUCCACCCAGCUUUACGGCAUUGAUUCCGUGGAGCGGCAGAGCAUUAUGCGGUCUGUGAUGGAGUCCCGCAAGCGGGGUGGCUCGCUUUUUAUGAUGUUUGAGGAUUAA
Molecule: messenger RNA, 1563 nt
Organism: Trypanosoma rangeli
Lineage: Eukaryota; Euglenozoa; Kinetoplastea; Trypanosomatida; Trypanosomatidae
Product: sodium stibogluconate resistance protein
Exons: 1
Coding region: 1-1563 (520 amino acids)
Source: RefSeq, a predicted model, not a curated record